GAGUUGUUUCUACGGUCUCCGCUGCACAUAUGAUGUCUCAUCUAUAUUAUUAAUCUUAUCUUAUAACUAGAAGAGCACUUUAUCUUUGGUUCUUGCUCCCUUCACAAUAAAAUUUCUCAUCAUUUCUUUUCAUUAUUGCUUUUAAACCAGCUAGCUAGGUGUUUGAAAACAUAUUUAUAGCUAUGGCGGAUGACAAGCUGAUUCUGUUGGAUUUCUGGGCAAGUAUGUUCGGCAUGAGGGUCAGAAUAUCUCUAGAUGAAAAGGGUAUUGAGUACGAGUAUAAAGAACAAGAUCUGUUUGACAAAGGUCCCUUGCUUCUUCAAAUGAACCCGAUUCAUAAGAAGAUCCCGGUUCUCAUCCAUAAUGGAAAACCGGUGUGUGAGUCUCUUAUUAUUUUGCAGUACAUCGACGAGGUUUGGCCUGACAAAGCUCCUUUGCUACCAUCUGAUCCUUACCAGAGAACCCAAGCAAGGUUCUGGGCUGACUUUAUUGACAAGAAGGUGUAUGAUGCUAGUAGGAAGAUAUGGGCCACAAAGGGAGAAGAGCAAGAGGCAGGGAAAAAGGAUUUCCUUGAAGCGUUGAAGAUGUUGGAAGGAGAGCUUGGAGAGAAGCCAUACUUCGAGGGCGAGAGGUUUGGAUAUGUAGAUGUUGCUCUAGUGGGAUUCUACAGCUGGUUUUAUGCGUAUGAGAGUUUUGGAAACUUCAGCAUCGAGGCCGAUUUCCCCAAGAUCACUGCUUGGGCCAAUAGGUGCCUGCAGAGAGAGAGCGUCGCCAAAGCUCUUGUCGAUGGAAAAAAAGUCCACGAGGUUAUUGUCGAUUUGAGGAAGAGCUGGGGAAUCGAGUAGAGAAACUGUGCGUUUUGCUUUUCUUUUCUUUCUAAUAAUUGACGAAGCGAGGGAGAGACUAGAGGUGGCCCUGCCCCUGCCCCUGCUCCUUUUUUAAAAAUAAAGAUAUAUUUUACAUAAUUUCUAGUUGACAUUACAUAGUAAUGUUCGUUUUUUUUGAAUUUGUGUUUAUUUGGAUCCACGGCGCUAGCUUGCUACAUUCACUAUAUGACAGUUUGGUGUGAUGUUCAAAGCUUAUUCUGUAAUUCUGUUGCAUUUUGUCAUGGAAUAAAAUAUUAAUUAAAGAUCUCA
Humulus lupulus (European hop) is the source of this 1136-nucleotide messenger RNA. RefSeq names its product probable glutathione S-transferase parC. Gene Ontology annotation, cellular component: cytoplasm. Gene Ontology annotation, biological process: glutathione metabolic process. Bases 183 to 845 code for a protein of 220 amino acids. The record is from RefSeq and is a predicted model, not a curated record. Lineage: Eukaryota; Viridiplantae; Streptophyta; Magnoliopsida; Rosales; Cannabaceae. Gene Ontology annotation, molecular function: glutathione transferase activity. The transcript is spliced from 2 exons.